This is a messenger RNA of Penicillium macrosclerotiorum, 291 nucleotides long. Its product is annotated as COX assembly mitochondrial protein. Lineage: Eukaryota; Fungi; Ascomycota; Eurotiomycetes; Eurotiales; Aspergillaceae. The record is from RefSeq and is a predicted model, not a curated record. Gene Ontology annotation, cellular component: mitochondrion. Bases 1 to 291 code for a protein of 96 amino acids. The transcript is spliced from 2 exons.
AUGCAUUCUCACCUACAUACUCCCUAUAACAUCAACUGCGAGGAGGUUAUGACUGCCCUCGACGAAUGCCAUGCCCGUGGAUUUAUCUACAAAGCUCUUGGAAACUGCAACGAUAUCAAGCGUGAUGUGAACAAAUGUCUUUCCGCUGAACGAUUCGACCGGGCGAAACGGAACCGAGACGAGGCUCGCAGCAAUCGACGUCGCAUUGAAGAGAUCUGGGCGAAAGAAAGAGGGGCUGAUCAGGUGCCCUCCAAUACCAGUGCUGAGAACUCCAAUUCUUCAAAGCAGUGA